AUAGUUUUAAUGUACUUCAUCACUUCCUCACUCAACCAAAAGGAGAACCCUAAACCUCAAGAUGGGGAUUCUUCACAAACAAAACCUGUCCUUUGUGAUACUUCUCCUCCUUGGCUUCUGCGCCGUCUCUUACGCUUGCGACUGUAGUGACCCUCCAAAACCAUCUCCACACCCCGUUAAACCGCCUAAACCACCAACCGUCAAACCACCACAUCACACUCCAAAACCACCCACCGUCAAACCACCUCACCACACUCCAAAACCACCCACCGUCAAACCACCUCAUCAUAACCCAAAACCACCCACCGUUAAACCACCUCAUCACACCCCAAAACCACCUCCUUACACUCCCAAACCACCCACCGUCAACCCACCUCAUCACACCCCGAAGCCUCCCACCGUCAAGCCUCCACCUCCAUACACUCCAUCCCCUCCACCUUACACUCCAAAACCGCCCACCGUCAAGCCACCACCUCCGUACACUCCUUCCCCUCCACCUUACACUCCAGAACCCCCCACCGUCAAGCCACCACCUCCACACACUCCAUCCCCUACGCCUUCUCCUCCACCGCCAACUCCAACCCCACCAGUCGUAACCCCGCCAACACCGCCAACUCCAACCCCAGAGACGCCAUGUCCGCCACCUCCACCAACUCCUUGUCCUCCUCCACCUCCGGCACCAACGCCUGAACCGGAGACGUGCUCUAUAGACGCACUGAAGCUAGGCGCCUGCGUGGACGUGCUAGGCGGCUUGAUUCACAUCGGACUAGGAAAAAGCUACGCAAAGGCAACUUGUUGCCCAGUUCUUGGAGGUUUAGUGGGUCUUGACGCAGCGGUUUGUCUUUGCACCACCAUUAGAGCCAAACUUCUCAACAUCGACCUCAUUAUUCCAAUUGCUCUUGAGCUUCUCGUCGACUGUGGCAAGACUCCACCUCGUGACUUCAAGUGUCCUGCUCCACAGAAAAAGACUCCUCUCUUGGCUUGAUCUCUUUGUGUUUCUUUUGAUUCAGUAAAAAUGGUUUGAGACCUUAAGAUCUAGGUUCUUCUAUAUGUUUACGAUCGCCUAAACAGGGAUUAAGAAGGAUCUAUAUUCUGUUAUUGCUCUAAAUUAAAAAGAAAACUUUAUGUAAUUGUAAGGUGAUUGUUUGAAUAAUGUUAUAUGAAAUUAAAAUUUCAAGGA
Molecule: messenger RNA, 1180 nt
Organism: Raphanus sativus (radish)
Lineage: Eukaryota; Viridiplantae; Streptophyta; Magnoliopsida; Brassicales; Brassicaceae
Product: 36.4 kDa proline-rich protein
Exons: 1
Coding region: 62-985 (307 amino acids)
Source: RefSeq, a predicted model, not a curated record